UCAUGCUUGGGAUGUUUACUAUGCUUAGACUGCGGUUCCUGCUCGGAGUCAUGGCAGCUGCUACUUCCAUGCCUGGCAAGCGGCCAGAGCUCACCCCAAGACUGAGUGCCAAAGUGUUCGGGGAGUGCUACUGGGAGGUCAAGGAGUUGGCUGCGUUCUGCCGGUCUCAGGGUCUGCCCGCCAGCGGGCUGAAGGCUGACCUUACCAAGCGGGUGAAGGACUUCCUGGGCGGCAAGUGCCCUGAAAGGGUCUCAAAGGUUACGAAGGCCGACCGCGACAGCGUUGUGGCCGGCGGCCUGAAGCUGAGCACCCCAGUGCAGAAUUACAACAACGAUGCGGCCACCCGCAGCUUCUUCCAGAAGCACUGCGGCCAGGACUUCCGCUUCAACGAGUAUCUUCGCAGCUUUGCAAAGGGAACGCAAGAGGGCCUGACGUACAGAGAUCUGGUGGAGGGCUGGAAGGAUGCUGAGCAGAAGCGACGAGAAGGCAAGCAAGAGAUCGGGAAGCAGUUUGAAUACAACCAAUUCACGCGGGACUUCUUUGCCGCCAACCCCGGAGCUUCUCGUGCUGACAUGAUGGAGGCCUGGAGAACCGUCCGCAGUUAUCAGGGGCCAAACACCUACAAGGAGUUCCGCAAGUUGUCCAAGUGA
Molecule: messenger RNA, 650 nt
Organism: Effrenium voratum
Lineage: Eukaryota; Dinophyceae; Suessiales; Symbiodiniaceae
Source: the annotation of a GenBank genome assembly